Messenger RNA from Racocetra persica, 313 nucleotides. The record is from the annotation of a GenBank genome assembly. Lineage: Eukaryota; Fungi; Glomeromycota; Glomeromycetes; Diversisporales; Gigasporaceae.
GUUCUGUGGAGAGUUCAGAAACAACUUCAAUUAUUAGCCGGCGCUCUCCUUCAGAAAUAUCUCAAGAAUAUUUAUUUCCUUCUCUUUUAGAAUCGACGUUAAUUACCAUAGAGCAUGCAUUUGAAAUUGCAUCCCAAAUUUUCCAACCACAAUACUAUGAUAGAAUUCCAUCAAAAUUUAAAUUACUUUUCAGAAAUCGCGGAGGGUUUGAUAGAAAGGUUUUUUUUGAUAAAUGCAGAAACAUAAAUGAUACAAUCAUCCUUCUAAAAGUCGAAGGAACGGGGGAAAUACUCGGAGGAUAUAAUCCUCUUAC